This is a messenger RNA of Pteropus alecto (black flying fox), 1713 nucleotides long. RefSeq names its product translocase of inner mitochondrial membrane 29 (gene TIMM29). Bases 51 to 833 code for a protein of 260 amino acids. Lineage: Eukaryota; Metazoa; Chordata; Mammalia; Chiroptera; Pteropodidae. Gene Ontology annotation, biological process: protein insertion into mitochondrial inner membrane. Gene Ontology annotation, cellular component: TIM22 mitochondrial import inner membrane insertion complex. The transcript is spliced from 2 exons. The record is from RefSeq and is a predicted model, not a curated record.
UCGAAUCGCUGGCGUUUCUCUUCGGAGGACGGACACCAAGCCGGAAGAGGAUGGCGGCCGCCGCUCUGAAGAGACUUUGGUCGCGAAGCCGCGGAGAGGCUGGGAACGCGGCAGCCGCGAAGCCGGGCGUGUGGGCGCGGUUGGGCACCUGGGCCCGCGCGCUGUUAAGGGACUACGCGGAGGCCUGUGGGGACGCGGCGGCGGCGGCGCGGGCCCGGCCGGGACGGGCAGCCGUGUACGUGGGGCUGUUGGGCGGCGCGGCGGCCUGCUGCGCGCUGGCGCCGAGCGAGGCGGCCUUUGAGGAGGCGCUGCUUGAUGCUUCGGGGGCCCUCCUGCUGCUGGCGCCCUCCACGCGCAACCGCGACUCAGAAGCCUAUGUGCAGCGGUUGCUUUGGCUGCGGGGCCGCGGUCGCCUGCGCCACGUGAACUUGGGCCUGUGUUCGCUGGUGUACGAGGCGCCCUACGACGCCCAGGCCAGCCUCUACCAAGCCCGCUGCCGCUAUCUGCAGCCUCGCUGGGCUGAGUUCCCGGACCGGAUCCUGGACGUGGGUUUCGUGGGCCGCUGGUGGGUACUGGGGGCUCGGAUGCGCGACUGCGACAUCAACGAUGACGAGUUCCUCCAUCUGCCGGCACAUUUGCGCGUCGUCGGGUCCCAUCAGCUACACUCGGAGGCCAAUGAGCGUCUCUUCGAUGAAAAGUACCAGCCCGUCGUGCUUACCGACGAUCAGGUGGACCAGGCGCUAUGGGAGGAGCAGGUCUUGCAGAAAGAGAAAAAGGACAAGCUGGCCCUGAGCCAGGCCGACUCGCUGGUGCAGUCGCAGGGCCCGAGAUGAAACCCAGUGAGGCCUGGGUCCCGACCCGGCUCCGAGCCCUGGCACACUGUCAGCCCGGGAUUGCGCAAGUCAUUGAGUGAGUUUCAAGUGCACAGUGCCUGAAAUAAAUUAUAGAGAGAGUAUUCCCUCGCUCGGUUUUCACAAAAUUAGGGGGCCUGUCUCCCUCUCACAUUCUUCCUUGUUAGCUGAAGCCAAUUCGGGGGCUUCUUGGUCUAGCAGUUGGGGAGAGCAGACCGUGUAAUGUUUAUCACUGCCAGAAUUAGAAAUGAGCCUUAUACAUAAGUAAGCCUUUUUCAUUGAGCCUCACCGUCCCACUGACUGAGGUAUCACCUCUGUCAGGUGACUCCCAAGCUCUCCUAAGGCCAUUCACAUUUUUGUCUUAAAUUUUGAGCUGCAAUGUUUAUACUGUCAUUUUCAUGAGUAACAUUUUUUUUAACUUUAACUUAUUUUGAAAAUGGAAAAAUAAUAGAGACAUCCUGUUUUCCCUUCACCCUGCUUCUUCCAAAUGAUAACAUUUUGAAUAAGCAAUACCAAUCUAGAGACUGAUGACAUUGGUAUGACUAUUUGGAUUGUACAGGGAAAAUUUUUGCAAAAACAUUGUGCUUUUUAUCAUUUGUGUAUUGAUAGUGAUGUUAAAUGACUUGGAAGGAUAAAACAUUUUCUGUUGUGGAAAUAUAUACGGAAUUAUGGAUUCUGGUUAUGUUAUAUUUAAGUAACCUUGAAAACACAGAGUCCUGUGGAAAGGAAUAUGUUCAUGUACAUAGCUGGUACUUAGCUAGGUUAUGGUAAUUAUACCUUAAAAACUAAACUAUUAGAGAAAUGAGAGUGACUUUCACCUAGGUGGCCUGUGGCUAGUUAAUAAAACCAGAGAUGAAACCAG